Messenger RNA from Ictalurus furcatus (blue catfish), 7772 nucleotides. RefSeq names its product contactin associated protein family member 3 (gene cntnap3). The record is from RefSeq and is a predicted model, not a curated record. NCBI's taxonomy places the organism in Eukaryota, Metazoa, Chordata, Actinopteri, Siluriformes, Ictaluridae. The transcript has 24 exons. Gene Ontology annotation, molecular function: calcium ion binding. Bases 284 to 4165 code for a protein of 1293 amino acids.
GCAGGGAUGUUAAAAGCUCUACGCUGGGGUUCCCAUCUCCUGCGUUCGGAGCGCACGCGCGUUCACGCCGCACUGCGCGCGCGCCUGCUCUGGAGGCGUGGCCAAAUAGUACAUGCCACACGCACGCGCCAGUGUCCGGCAGUAGCGGCGUGAAGAGAGUCGCGCGCCGCUCAUUCCUCUAGCGGAGGAGCGCAGAGGAGCGCGCGCGAGAGAGAUAGAGAGAGAUAGAGAGAGAGAGAGAGAGAGAAAGAGGAAAAGAGAGCAACUCCGCUUCCGCUUCAGCAUGGAUUUACCGCUCAGAGCGAAACGCGCAGCGCUCAUCAAACUCGCCCUGGUGCUCUGCUGUGUCCCUCUGUCCUCCUGCAAAGAUGACUGUGACAGUCCACUGGUGUCCAAUCUCCCGCAAUCAGCCUUCAGGAGUUCAUCUCAGCUGUCCAACAGCCACGGACCCGGCUAUGCCAAACUCAACAGGAGAGACGGGGCAGGUGGAUGGUCACCACUCAACUCCAAUAAGUAUCAGUGGUUGGAGAUCAAUCUUGGGGAGAGGACUGAGGUCACAGCUGUUGCUACCCAGGGCAGAUACGGCAGUUCAGACUGGGUAACUCAGUACCUUCUCAUGUUUAGUGACACAGGCCAUAACUGGAGACAGUAUCGACAGGAGGACAGCAUUGGGGUAUUCUCAGGGAACACGAACGCAGACAGUGUAGUGUCCUACAAGCUCCAGCAGCCGGUGUUCGCUCAGUUCCUCCGUGUGCUGCCUCUGGACUGGAAUCCCAAUGGAAGAGUCGGGUUACGGCUCGAGGCGUACGGCUGCCGAUACGAAUCUGACGUGGCCCGCUUCGAUGGAGCCAGCUACUUGCUCUUCAGGCUCGAUGCAGCUACCAGUUCAUCACCCAAAGACCUGUUAACUAUGAACUUCAAAACCCUUCACAACUCUGGAGUCCUGAUGCACAUGGAAGGCAAUCAUGGACACACCCUCACUCUGGAGUUACUCAAAGGAAAACUGUUCGUACAUCUCAGCAAAGGCAAUUUUAACACUGCGGUGUCACUAGGCAGCCUGCUGGAUGACCAACACUGGCAUCGCGUUAGCAUCGAGCGACUCAGAGGACAUGUCAAUUUCACCGUGGACAAAAGCACGCAGCAGCUCCACCUCCCCGAACACCAGAGUCACUUUGAGGUUAACGAGAUCAGUUUCGGUGGCGUUUCAGCUGACGGGACUCAGAGAGAAAACUCCAGGAGGAACUUCCACGGCUGUCUGGAGAACGUGCAGUACAACGGCGUUAAUGUGAUCGACCUGGCUAAAAGGAAACAACUCACCGUAGUGGGAAACCUCACGUUCGCCUGUUUGGAGGCCGUCGACGUGCCGGCGACGUUCGCCAACUCGGAGAGUUUCCUUCAACUGCCGUAUACGUCGACACGUGACAUCGUGUCAGUCGGAUUACAGUUCCGAACCUGGAACAAGGCGGGCCUGCUUAUGACCUUUGACCUCCAGCACCAAGCGGGAACACUAUGGGUUUACCUGAGUGAGGCGAGGGCGAGGAUGCAGGUCCACAAGGCCGGCAGGGUUUUAACGGACAUCACAGCAGGGUCAGCGCUGAACGAUGGCCAGUGGCACUCUGUGGAUUUGAGUGUCCGCCGAGGGCGUCUGAUCCUGGCAGUGGACGAAUCGGACAUGUCCACCAUCACCAUAUCCUUCCCUGUCGGUCCAGCGAACCAGAUCUUUUUCGGAGGAUGUCCAAUUACAGGUGAUGGAUGCGAGAAGCCGUCCAGCGUUUUCCAUGGAUGCAUGCGCCUCAUCAAGCUGGACGAGGGAUUGGUGGAUCUGAUCAAGGUGCAGCAGAUGCUGAUCGGAAACUUCAGCGAGCUCCAGAUGGACAUGUGCGGAAUCAUCGACAGGUGCUCCCCGAGUCACUGCGAACAUGGCGGGAGGUGCACACAGUCAUGGAGCACUUUCCACUGCGACUGCGCUGACACCGGCUACAGAGGAGCUACGUGCCAUAGCUCUGUUUACGAGGCGUCAUGCGAGGCAUACAAGCACAGAGGGAACACGUCAGGGCUGUACCACAUAGACGUGGAUGGAAGCGGACCCAUCAAGCCGCAGCUCAUCUACUGCAACAUGUCAGAUAAAGCUUGGACGGUGAUCCAACACAAUAACACCGAGCUCACCAAAUUACGGGCGUCCUCGGGGAGCGCUCAGCAUUUGGCCUCCUUUAACUAUUCUGCCGACGCCGAGCAGCUCGCGGCCGUAAUUACCCGAGCCGAGCGCUGCGAACAGGAACUCUCCUACCACUGCAAAAAGUCACGCCUCCUGAACACACCAGACGGUGCGCCGUUUACCUGGUGGGUGGGCCGGUCGGGAGACGCCCACACGUACUGGGCAGGGGCAGCACCGGGCACUCAGCAGUGCGGCUGUGCCGUCCACGACGACUGCGUGAAUCCGGAGCACUUCUGCAACUGUGACCGCGACCUCGACGACUGGCUGAACGAUUCCGGCGUCCUCUCUCAUAAAGACCAUUUGCCUGUCAGGCUGUUAGCGAUGGGGGACGUGAGCAGGCCGGGGUCAGAGGCAGCGUAUCGGGUCGGUCCCCUCCAGUGCUACGGUGACAAUGACUUCUGGAACGCGGCCCACUUCGAUAAGGAGACUUCUUACCUCCACUUCCCCACGUUCCACGGGGAGCUCAGUGCUGAUAUUUCAUUCUUUUUCAAGACCUCCUCCUCCAGCGGCGUGUUCCUCGAGAACCUGGGAAUUAAAGACUUCAUCCGAAUCGAGCUGAGCUUACCGACCGAAGUCGUUUUCUCCUUCGACGUGGGAAACGGGCCAUUGGAGGUGCGCGUGAAGACUCCGGUCCCUCUGAACGACGAGCGCUGGCACCACGUGGUAGCCGAGCGGAACGUCAAAGAGGCGUCUCUGAGUGUGGACCAUUACCCCGGAUCAGUGCAGAAAGCCCCCACUGAGGGACACAUCCACCUCCAGCUCAACAGCCAGCUCUUUGUGGGAGGAACCGCGUCGAGGCAGAAGGGCUUCCUGGGCUGCAUCCGGUCGCUGAAGUUGAACGGGAAGACGUUGGAUCUGGAGGAGCGAGCGAAGAUCACACCCGGAGUCCGCCCCAGAUGCCCAGGCCACUGCAGCAGCUACGGGCACCUGUGUCAGAACCAGGGCCGGUGCCUAGACAAGCAUAACGGUUUCACCUGCGACUGUGGGGCUUCGUCAUACUCCGGAACUUUCUGUCACAAAGAGGUUUCUGCGUUUUUCCGACCCGACACCUCGGUGACGUACACAUUCAAGGAGCCGUACGAGCCGAACAGAAAUGGCAGCGCGAUGUCCUCCUCUAUCUACUCAGACCUGAUGCUGAAAGGAGAGAACAUUUCUUUGAGCUUUCGCACCAGCCAGGCGCCAGUCAUUCUCCUUCAUGCCAGCUCGUACUACAGAGAAUUCCUCGCCAUCUUCCUGAACAGGAACGGUCAACUGGAGGUGAAGUACAAACUGCAGAAUAACAGAGAUGCUGACGUCUUCCGAUCAAACGUGAAGAACCUGGCCAAUGGACAGCUGCACCAAGUGUCUAUCAGGAGAGUCCUGGAGAGCCUCAGUAUUCAGAUUGAUCAGAACGCGAGGGAAGACUUCAACCUAUCAUCAGAUGUUGACUUCAACGCCAUCAAAGCCAUCGUCAUCGGGAAAGUGCCUGAGUAUGACGAGCUGGAUGCAGAGAUAGCUCGUCUGGCUUCUCAAGGCUUUACCGGCUGCCUGUCGGUGGUCCAGUUCAACUCCAUCUCUCCCCUGAAAGCGGCGCUGCUUUAUCCACACACCAGUCCAGUUACUGUCACAGGGACACUGACUGAGUCCAACUGCGGCUCGUCCUCGUCAUCCAGUCCCUACGCAGCCGAGACCACCCACUCACUGUCGGAUCAUGUGGGCACUGUAGGAGAGCCCGUAGUCAAUGCAAUCAGUGGCGACUCGGCUUUGAUUGGAGGCGUCAUCGCCGUCGUGAUAUUCGUGAUCCUGGCAUGCCUGGCCGUCCUGGCGCGAUUCUUCUACAGACGGAAAGAGACGUUUCAGACCCAGGAGUCGAAGGGAGCGAAAUCGGAGGACGGUCCUGAAACCACGUUCAACGCUGACCACAGUGCGCAGAGCGUAAUCAGAGAAAGCCAAAAAGAGUACUUCAUAUGAUCAAAGCCUUUCCUUUUCGUCGUCGUCAUCAAACUUUCGGACUAAUCCAGGAUUGCGGAGGACAGAAAUGCCUCACCAAGCCUUGACUGAGACGUUAGCGUUGUUGGUGAAUACACUGGAAAGAUGUAUUGAUCAAGACGUGAACGGGAACGCCGUAAAAAAAAAAAGAAAAGUUUUUUUUGUACAUAGGUUGAAAAGUUCCAAAAUUUGCCACAGAUAACAGUGUUUCUAAGACGUGUACAAUGAUCUUCAUCUAUUGUAAAAAAUUCUUUGAAAUGUACAUGUGGGGAAAAAAUAUCUUUGUAACUGUUACCUUUGCCGUUUAUUUUUUCGAUUUGUGCGCUUACAGUACAGUACGCUGGAAAUGACUGUGUCAUACGGCGAGGUCCAAAAGACGUCCCUGCAGGAGUUCCAGAAAUGAACGCAAAAUCAAGCAAACGCCGCAAUAUUCGGAGGAGCUCACAAUUUUUCGGAAUUAGUCCAGAUUUUCCCAAGAUUUUGGCCGAGACGCGUCGCGUGACAUCAUCACAACACGCAUUCAGCCAAAGUGCAGCUAAAAGGUCUCCUUUACCAAGAGCAUCACUGGGAAAGACCGCGCAAAACUAUUUCGUGCAACUGCGCUUUCGCCAAUUAAAAACAAAAAGCACAAAAACACCUCGUAAAUCACAAUCGCAAAUUUUGGAAAAACGCCUCAGCGAAAUCAAGCGUUUUUGUCUGCGACAGUCACCAAAAAAAACUCGGUGAAAUCCUGUACGGACUGAAAAGACUGAGACUUUUACAUCAUUACAAAUUGUAUUAUGCGCAAUACCUUGAGUGAAAGAUAGAAAUCUUAGAAAUCUUUCUGAAAUUUCAGAAUUUGAUAGUAUUCAGUACCGAACCUCCCGGUUUUGAUUUCGAGCCGGACUUCACAACCUGACGCUGAUGUGUUCCGUCACAUCCAUCGCACUGUGGUCUGGACAUGCGCCGCUGUCCGAACGGGAAAAAGUUUGCUUGAAGAUUGAACAUGCACAAAAAUAUAGAUUUUUCAACAUUUUAAAAUUUGUUGGUUUCCAGGUUUAAAUAAUAAUAAAAAAACAUUCCCGGAUUUUCAGUGUAGUCUCAGAUUUUGGACCUCACCGUAUAACUUUAAUGGAACAUGCAGAAUGCUGGAAGCUGUAUUGAGAAUGGAAAGCUAUCUGUGUAGCAUAUAUAAUACAAUAUAUUUGCACACACACACACACACACACACACACACACUUAUGAACACAGCGGUGACUCCAGAAAGACAAUUUAUUUUAUUAUUAUUUUUUUUUAAGAUGAAUCGUCUUUGAAGAUCAAAAGCGAAACCGUAGCGUUUGAUGUGCUCUCGCGUGAUUGUUCGGUUCUCGGGUUGUGAGUGUUUUGCUCUGUGUGGACAGUGUGGAAAUGUUUCAGUGGAAAAAUCAGUCAGUCCACCAAAACCUGUUUAGGUGUCACCAUUUAUCAGAAAUGAACACAACAUACUUUGCUUUAUGUGCAAUUCCUGGAUCAAAAUAAAUUGUGAUUGCUUCUUAUUAUUGUCACAUGCCAUGUAUUGUGAACCACAGACGCACUUUUUUCAGAUAUUAUACAGCACAUCAUUAGGAAAAGGUUAAAUCUAGAACCAAGAAGGGCUCUUUAGCUUACCUGUCUAUGACAGAGUGUUGUUCAAAUAGAAAGGCUUCCGAAAACAAACAUUUUAUGAAGCAAAGAAUUGUACACUAUCUGAAGAACCCUUCAGGAACCACCUUUUCUUCUUUUUUUUUUUUUUAAAGAAUGUAAGGUCCAAAAGUUUUUGCAUUUUUGCAUUUUUUGAUCUCAUCUCUGUAGAACAGAACAUUUUCCUAUAAGAGAGUUUUCAUGAAGAAACUCUUCAGGAAGAAAAGCACUCAUAACUAUCUGAAGAACCCUUCAGGAACCUUUUCUUUCACAUUGCAAGCUCCGAAAGACCACAAGUUUUUAAAAUCAUUUUUAGAUUAGAAAAAUGUUAAAUCUAGUACCGAGAAGGUUUCUUUGUCUUGUCUUUCUGUAACAGUCUAUAACGUUUCUCUGUCUAAGAGAGCAUUCCAUGAAGAUACCCUUUAGGAAACAAAGGACUCAGCUAUCUGAAUCUUUCAUGACCCUCAUUUAUUUAAGAAGGCAAGGAUCUAAAAUUUCUGAGGUUCUGAAAUUUCAGGAGUUCUUUCUCUCUUUUUUUUUCUUAUAUUAGAAACACUAUUAGAAAAGGGGGUCAAUCUAGAACCUAGAAGGUUUUUUGAAUUUGUCUUUCAGGAAUGUUUUUUUUUUCUAAAAAUAUUUUUCAUAAGGGUUUUGUUUGUUUGUUUGUUUGUUUUUAAAUUUGAAACACUAUUAGAAAACUCUAGACCCUAUGGUGCUUUAACGUCAGAGAAUAGUCCUAGAAGAAAUCGCGUAGGAAGCACAGACCUCCUAACUAUCGGGGGAAGCCUUCAGAAAUCAAAUUUUUAAGAAAGCAGAAAGUUUUUACUUUUUUUUUGUUUGUUUGUUUGUUUGUUUGUUUACAUUAGAUACACUAUCAGAAAAAAAGUUAAAUCUAGAACUUGGAAGGUUUGUUUAUUUUGCCUCUUUAUGACAGAAUGUUCUCCUAUCAGAGAAGGUUCCAUGAAGAAACCCUUUAGGAAACAACGAACUCUUAACUAUCCCAAGAACCCUUCAGGAACCCUUUUUUCUAAGAGUGCUAGGUCAUCAUUUUUUUCAGAGUACUUUUUUCUAAUACUGUUAGAAAAAGUUUCAAUCAGGAGUCUAGAAGGGUCACCUAGAAGAAAAAAGAAACUCUGAAAAACCCUUUCAAAAAACUAAUUUUUAAGAAAAACUUUUUAAAAAAAAAAGUUUUCACAAAGUUUUUUUUUUUUUCCAGAACAGAAACAGGGGUCCUCAGGGGUCAGUUCUGGGUCCACUGCUCUUUUCUAUUUAUACUAUAUCUCUGGGGCCUGUGAUUGAGUUGAGUUGAGUCUCAUGGCUUCUCCUGUCACUGCUAUGCUGACGACACCCAGCUCUAUUUGUCCUUCCAGCCUGAUGAUCCAUCCGUCUCUGCACACAUGUCCGCCUGCCUGUCUGACAUCUCAAAUUGGAUGAGGGAACGCCACCUUAAGCUCAACUUGGCAAAAAACUGAGCUUCUCGUCAUACCUGCCUGCCCCUCAAUCAACCACAACCUUACUGUACAGCUCAGCUCAAACUCAGCUCAACCCAACCAGGACGGCCAGGAACCUUGGGAUGACUUUCGAUGAAAAUUUGACCUUUACAGACCAGAUCUCAACAACUGCACAGUCCUGUAGGUUCAUCCUGUACAACAUCAAGAGAAUCCGACCCUACAUCACCGAACAGGCUGCACAGAUACUAGUCCAGGCUCUUGUUAUCUCAAAACUGGACUACUGCAACUCACUACUUUCGGGCCUCCCAGCAGCUCCAUCAAACCCCUUCAGAUGAUUCAGAAUGCUGCAGCGCGCCUCGUCUUCAACCAGCCCAAGAGAACCCAUGUCACACCCCUCUUCAUCUCCCUCCACUGGCUUCCUGUAGCCGCCCGCAUCAAAUUCAACGCCUUGAUGCUCACUGUUCCUCAGUGGUGGAAUGAACUUCCAACCUCAAUCCGGA